Molecule: messenger RNA, 3553 nt
Organism: Sebastes umbrosus (honeycomb rockfish)
Lineage: Eukaryota; Metazoa; Chordata; Actinopteri; Perciformes; Sebastidae
Gene: l3mbtl1
Product: L3MBTL histone methyl-lysine binding protein 1
Exons: 22
Coding region: 247-2841 (864 amino acids)
Biological process (GO): regulation of DNA-templated transcription
Cellular component (GO): nucleus
Molecular function (GO): zinc ion binding; protein binding
Source: RefSeq, a predicted model, not a curated record
UUUGUGGAAAUGAACAGGAUCAAUGUGUUGCAGAUUUAAAUUUGAUUUAAAAGCCACCGACCUCCAGUCUCUAAUACUAAUCAAUAGUCCACUACAUUAUUUCCACAUAUCUGAAGUGGAGCUGGAAGUCUUUUAUUAUAGCCAGAGAGCAGUGACUGUACUGGGGAAACCACGCAUGCGCAGUCGGAGCCCCGGAGCCGCAGGAGAUCAUAGCUGCGCUCCGGAGUAAGGGACAGGGACGCCGUCAUGAGUGCCAAAGUGAACAUGGAGGCUCUACCCAAAGAACCCGAUCGUCCCCCUUUGGAACCGUCCUCCUCGUCGUCCCCCAGCGAGGCCGUCCUCAUCUGUGGGAGUGACGGUGUGGCCAAGAAGGCUCGGCCCCAACAACCCCACACCACCACGGCUUUCCUCCUCCCAGCUCCUGCUGCCGGACAUCAGAAGCUGGAGGUGACUCCGGCUGUUGCCAUGGGAGACCCAGGUAAAGGAGGCAGGGCCAAUGAGACGGCCACGCCAACCCUGACGGCGCAGGUGGGCGGGGCUUGUAGCAUUGUUCACGUCCUGGAGUGGAAGGAGGGGAUGACCAUCCUGCCCAGCAGCAACCUCAAGUUCUGUGUGAGUGACGUGGGAACGCUGAGCACACUGAUCACCCCGGGGACCACCAGCAGCACCACUGAACCAGCAGCUGGGACUUCUGGGAGAUCCGCUGACACAGAAAGUGCUCCAGCAGACAAGCCAGGUAAUGUGUCGGUGCCUGUCGGCUCUGUGAGAGGUGCGGCCGUGGAGCCGGAGAGGUUGGUGCCGGUGAAACUUGAAGUCCACCAGGUCCAGGUUGGACCGGGACCACAGAACCAUGACGCCAGGGCUCACAGGACCUUCAUAGAGGAGCUACGCAGAGAGCCCAUCACUGACAAGAGGAGUAUCGGGGUGGAGAAGGUGCCAGCAGGCGGGAGGGUCUCCUCCCUUAACCCCGAUCACCUGAAACCCAUGAGGAAGAGGAAGAGGAAGGAAUACCUGAGUCCCUCUGAGGAAGACUCUGACAUCGACGGCACGGAUGAGAAAAUGGAUGAUUCUAAAGCAGACAGCAGACUCAUCAGAGGAGCUGGAGACACUAAGACGGAGCAGUGGACGUGGGCUCUGUAUCUGGAGGAAAGCAAAGCUGUUGCUGCGCCCAACAAGCUUUUCCAAGAGACCCAGAGGGUGCCAACAGUGAAGAACGGCUUUAAGCAGGGGAUGAAGCUGGAGGGCAUCGACCCGCAGCAUCCGUCCAUGUACUUCGUCCUCACCGUGGCCGAGGUCUGCGGUUACCGGCUGAGGCUUCAUUUUGACGGCUACUCCGACUGCCACGACUUCUGGGUGAACGCCAACUCCCCCGACGUCCACCCGACGGGCUGGUGUGAGAGCACAGGACACAAACUGCACACUCCUAAAGGCUGUAAAGAGGAAGAGUUUACCUGGACCAACUACCUGAAAAUGACUAAAGCACAAGUGGCGACCAAAGAGCUCUUUGCCAGUCCUGGGAGGAUCGAUGUGAAGGGCAGCUUCGAGAUAGGAAUGAAGCUGGAGGCCGUCGACCGUAUGAACCCCUCCCUCAUCUGUGUAGCAACCGUCACUGACGUGGUGGACGACCGCUUCCUGGUUCAUUUCGACAACUGGGACGACACGUACGACUACUGGUGUGAUUCCAGCAGUCCGUACAUCCACCCUAUUGGUUGGUGCCAGGAGAGAGACCUCCCCCUAACACCACCCCAAGAUUACCCGGACCAGGCCCGGUUCUCCUGGUCUCUCUACCUGGAGGAGACCGGCUCCAAGGCGGUGGCCGCUGACGCCUUUAAAGUGCGUGCGGCCCACAGCUUCGAACCUCAGAUGAAACUGGAGGCCGUUGACAAGAGAAGUCCUGGUCUGAUCCGAGUGGCUACAGUGGAGGAAGUGGAGACUCAUCGCAUUAAGGUCCAUUAUGACGGCUGGAGUCACGUCUAUGAUGAGUGGAUGGACUCGGAUCACCCCGACAUCCACCCAGCAGGCUGGUGUGAGGCGACCAAUCACCCGCUCAAAGUUCCCCCGCGGGACACCAGAACACACCAGCCACAUGGUAGCAGCCAGCACUUCAGUCAGAACUGUAUGAGGGAGUCUCCUGUUAUAGGCCAGUCCAUCUACCCUUCCUCUGUUCCCUGUAAACCCCUCGGCCACCCCAGAGCCAACAAGUACAGUUUCCACAACAGGUCAGCUGAGCUCAACUCUACCAUCAGGAAGUGUCCAACUCCUGGUUGUGAUGGUUCAGGCCAUGUGACGGGUCGUUUCACUGCCCAUCACUGCAUAUCCGGCUGCCCGCUGGCUGAGCGUAACCAGGGCCGGCUGAAGGCCGAGCUGUCAGACUCCGAGUGCAAGAGGACCCUCUUCUUUGGCCAAAGGACCAAGAAGACCCAUUACCGUGGCAGGAUUGGUCGUCCUCCUAAAUACAGGAAGAACCAGCAGAGAGACUACCAGAACAUGUCCUCAGAGGACGCGUAUCCGUCACUGUUCAUGUCGGCUCUGAGCGGCCAGUCAGACCGAACUCUGUCUCUGUGCUGGGAGCAGCACUGUAAGCUGCUGCCUGGCGUUCAGGGCAUUCACGCCAGCCAAGUGGCGGCAUGGGGCGUUGAAGAGGUCUCCAGGUUUGUCCAGGAUCUGAUCGGCUGUGAAGAACAGGCUCAACUCUUCAAAGAAGAGAUGAUCGACGGCGAGGCCUUCCUGCUGCUGACCCAGACCGACAUUGUGAAGAUCAUGAGCAUCAAGCUCGGCCCCGCCCUCAAGAUCUCCAACGCCAUUCUCAUGUUCAAGAGCACAGACGAGGUACUCAAGUGAUCCCGCCCCUCGUCCGACCGGGUGGCGUCGGUCCGCCGAUCAUCAUGUGCCAAAUUCAUUCUGUUGCAGGGAAAAAGACCCUGACCCCUUUUUUUCAUGUGUUUGAUGUCCUGUACCCAUCAGAGAGAGGGAGGGAGGGAGGGGGGGCGGCGAGGUCCGAUCAGGGUUAAAUAAAUAAAUAAAGGUGGAAGAAGAAGAGAAAUAAAGAUAUACAGAUAUUUUUGGGGAGUAAUGUCAUAAAGAUGAUGGACAAAUUGGUGUGGAGGGCGGAUAGAAGGAGGCUGAUGAAGUUUUUAGUUUCACAACAUUACCGUCCAAACCUCACUGGCAGUGUUUCACAUCUGUUACAGAUGUGCCAGGCUAUAGUAUGUUUGGCUAGUAAGUAUAUUUCCAACUCUCUGGUUUAAAUGCUGAGUUUUACUUUUUGCAUUAAAAACCAGAGUGGAAAUAGUAGAAUUCAAAACAAAAAUCACAGUUUGCAAAAAGGUUUCUACACUCUGCUGAGGUGUGAAGGUUCCAGCUCGUUCUCAUUCCCAGGGCGUCAAAUACCGACGCUUUGUCACAGCCGUCGGCGUUAGAUACCGCUGCAUAAGGCACCCUUUCGUGCUGGUAUGCGAUGCACUGGGCUUUCCAUUAACUACAUCAGUAGAACAGAGAAAGUGCUGUGGUGACGUAGUUUAAAGAGCGAAAGAGACACUCAAGGCGGACAAGA